AGAGCAAAGUCGCCCCCAGGUUGCUGUUGCCGGUGUCUUCUCCGGCUCCUCCGGAGCUCCCUAUAGGCCACCCGGUCGGGCCCCCCACCUGGGCCCAUGCCAGCCGGUGCCCAGUGACCUCUGACCCCUGGCGUGAUUCUGGGCUUUGGUGAGGGCCAGUCCCCGGCCAUGGAGCUAGGCAGCUGCUUUAAGACCUACGAGGACUUCAAGGAGUGUUUCAGCGCCUACAAAAAGGAGACCAGGUGCUCCUUCAUUGUCAGGGACUGCAUCUCCGUCCGCUUCCACAACCUCAACCACGGCACCUCCUUCCGCGAGGAUAUCCUAUAUGUGCAGGUGAAAUUUGUCUGUAUUCGGACGCAAUCAAACAGGAAGAGAACACGGAAGGUGGACAGGUGUCCAGCAUACUUGCUCCUGCAGUACAACGAGAGCCUAGAUAGGCUGUUUAUCAGCGAACUGAAUACCCAGCAUAUACAUGUUGACUCUGACACUGCUGGAGGAGCCCCUGCUGGCAGACUUCAGAAGGCAGCGUGUCUGCAUAAACUCCAGCCCUUGCAGCUCAGCAUCAAGAAAGACCUUGACGCAGCAGAGACGCUCCCAGUAGAGCCACCAUCUCUCUGCCUAGAUAAGACGCACCUGCCCUCAAACCCAAAGCAGGGGGCCAUCAGUCCUUCUGAUCUGGCCAAGAUAGCGAAAGUGAUGAAGAACUUCCUUACGGUGGAUGAGGGUUCAAUGGCUUCCUUCAGCGUGGGUACCAGUCAAGACCUGGACCGGCUCAGCUUCCAGAGCAGCAAGAUGAGUGACUUGUUCACCCGAUUCCCAGAGAAUCUCUUGCUGCACCGGGUGGAGAAUAGCCAGGGCCAUAUUCUGUAUGCUUUCUUGGUGGAAAACAAGGAGCGAGAGAGUCGAGUGGUACAUUUCGCUGUGCUCAAGGCCGAGACAGACCCCUCUGUGGCCAAGAUGCUUAAUAUCUUUACAGAAUUCAACUCGGAUUGGCCCAAGGUCAAGGUGGUCUUUGUGGACCCUUCAUUCCCUUACCGAGCUAUUCUUCAGGAGAUCUUCCCGGCGGCCCGCAUCCUCCUUUCUAUCUACCAUACAACUCGACUCCUAGAGAAGAAGUUACAUCAAAGCUCUGCAAAUGCAUCCUUUAAAAGGCUCAUGAAGGAAGCCCUGCGGGAGGCCGUGUUUGUCUCUUCUGAUGCAAGCCUGAAAAACCUCUGUCAGAUGUCUCAAGCCCUGCUGGAUGAGGAGCUCUUCAUGUUCCUCCAGGCCCAUUGGUUCUCCUGUGAACUGCUGUGGUACAUGCAUGUGAGGAAGGGCCUGCAUGCAUGUAACACCUACAUGGACAGUUUGGACAUAGUCACCAGCAAGGUGUCAAGCCUCUUUCGGGAGCAGCGGUCCCUCCUGGACUGCAUCCUUCACUUUGUGGAUUACAUAGACUUCUUUAAUACCAAAGGUCUGAAGAGCUUGCCCACCAAUUCUCCCAAGUUAAAAAGAACUCAGCUCCCAAGCACGCCCCCAAGGCCCAAGAAGCCUUUUAGAAUUUGUGCAGGGAAUGUCACCAGGCUCCCUGUGGAAGAGACAAAGCCAGAUUCACAGCAGUCUCAAUCACUACAGCCCCAGGAUCAAUCCUGCAAAGGAGGCAUGCUGGACAUUUUGCACCAAAGUGGCUCUGAACUAGCCUACAAGCUGUGCCAUAAUGAGUGGGAGGUGGUACAGAACUCCACCCACCUGGUGGACGUGGCUGGCUCCUCCGUGGCUGUUAAGCUGCUGGAAGACUCACACCAGGUGAGCAAGGAUGGCUGCAGCUGCAGCUGCUCCUUCCAACAGUGCUACCAUCUGCCGUGCAGGCACAUUUUGGCCCUGUUGCAUACCAGCCAGCAGCCGGUAGGGGAAGCCAUGGUGUGCUGCCGGUGGCAGAAGAAGUACCAGCACCUCCUGGGGCCCAAUGGGGAGCUUCAGGACCGCGGCGUAAUCCCAAACACAGACCAGCCGGAAGCGCAAGGUCAGAACCACAGGAUUCAGGACCUAAGCAGGGAGCUGGCAAACCUGCUGAUGCAGACUGAGGGCCCAGAGCUGGAGGAGCGCUGUUCCACCCUGCGCAAGAUUGUGGACAUCUGGGCUGACCCCUACCAGUUACCCGAGUCCAGUCAGCAGCCGGUGGACUUCAAAGAUGUGGGGUGCCUCCCUUUCCUCUGGGGAAAACUGGAGGAAGGGGACAGCCUUCCUCUUGCUGAAGCCAUGGUUCAGGAUUGAAGUGCUUGUACUAGUGCGUCUCAAAACCUUGAAGUUUGAGGGUUCAAAGUGGGCGGGUCACACUGUAAGUCAGUAUUUUAAUCAAGUGUCUUCCCAGGUAAGGGCUAAGAAGAUCUUGAAGUGGAGGGACAGGGACGCCUCUGUGACAGUCCUUUGACCUGCCCCUUUUCAGCCCUGCCUUUGACAUUCUAUAGACAGCUCAUUCAUCGUUCAAAGCCAAAGUUAUUCCAUACUGAAAGGUCGUGCCCCUUCCUCCCCAGCCCCAGAGGUCAAAUUGCUUUGACCCUACAGAGAUGAACCCUUGCCCAGGAUAGGAUAAAACAAAAUGAGCUUUGUUUUCUGAGACGGAGGGGAGGAGGUGGCCCUUGACUGUCGCUGCCCUUCAGAAAAUACCUGUGAUGUAUUUUUAUUCACAUUAAUAAAGUGAUUUUGUUUUUGUUUCA
Messenger RNA from Peromyscus eremicus (cactus mouse), 2696 nucleotides. RefSeq names its product zinc finger SWIM-type containing 3 (gene Zswim3). The transcript is spliced from 2 exons. Gene Ontology annotation, molecular function: zinc ion binding. Bases 169 to 2253 code for a protein of 694 amino acids. Lineage: Eukaryota; Metazoa; Chordata; Mammalia; Rodentia; Cricetidae. The record is from RefSeq and is a predicted model, not a curated record.